Messenger RNA from Limulus polyphemus (Atlantic horseshoe crab), 1133 nucleotides. Its product is annotated as protein ROP-like. Gene Ontology annotation, cellular component: secretory granule; plasma membrane. Gene Ontology annotation, molecular function: syntaxin binding. Lineage: Eukaryota; Metazoa; Arthropoda; Merostomata; Xiphosura; Limulidae. The transcript has 6 exons. Gene Ontology annotation, biological process: neurotransmitter secretion; vesicle-mediated transport; intracellular protein transport. The coding region runs from base 56 to 664 and encodes 202 amino acids. The record is from RefSeq and is a predicted model, not a curated record.
CCUACUUUUCUCUGUCUGUCAUAGUAACAUUCGUGAAUUGCGUUUCGAAAACAAAAUGGCAUUGAAGGCGCUUGUUGGCAUGAAGAUCAUGAGUGAUGUCAUCAAGAUGGUGAGAAAGAAAGGCGAAUGGAAAGUGCUGGUGGUGGAUCAGUUGGGUAUGAGGAUGAUAUCUGCUUGCUGUAAGAUGCAUGAGAUAGCAGCGGAAGGAAUAACAAUUGUUGAAGACCUUUUCAAAAAACGAGAACCUUUACCGGAUAUGGAAGCAAUAUAUUUGAUCACACCAACUGAUAAGUCUGUUCGUGCUUUGAUGAGUGAUUUCCAGACACCAAGUAGACACAUGUAUCGCUGUGCACAUGUGUUUUUUACUGAAGCAUGCCCUGAUGAACUGUUCAAUGAACUGUGUAAAUCAUCUUGUGCUAAAGUAAUUAAAACUUUGAAGGAAAUCAACAUUGCAUUCUUACCAUAUGAAUCACAAGUGUUCUCUUUGGAUACUCCCGAAACUUUUCAAUAUUACUACAACCCUGCAAGGGCUACUCUUCGCUCUGCUAAGUUGGAGAGAAUUGCCGAGCAAGUGGCAACGUUAUGUGCUACAUUGGGAGAGUAUCCUUCAGUCCGAUACAGAAGGUACUUAAGUUACACAUUUUCAAGUUUCCAGAUUUUAUAAAGCUGGUAUUACAGAAUUUUAUGUAAUUUUCCUAACACAGUUUUUUUUUUUCUUAAAUUGUAGUGUUCAUCUGUUUUCCAGGUAAUUUUGUACUUAAAGGAAUAAUUCUCUUAAGUAAUCCAAAUAUAUGCUACACAGGUAUAAAUUAUGACAUAGGUUUUUAAUUAUCUUUUCACACACACAUAUGUUACUUUUUUUUUAUCAGAGUUAAGAGCGUAUGUGUUGAGUAGUUGUCACGAGUUAAGCCUUCAUUGACAAAAUUAUAAAAACAUACACAUAGCUAUUCUUGUCUACUAAUAAAUGUUUAUUUUUUUUGUAAUCUGUGUACGUAAAACGUAGGACUGUUAUAUAGGUACACAUGUUAUGACUUAAGAUUAUAUUUGAUGCAUAUGCAAAACAUAAUGCUACAUCAAUGUACCAGUAUUUUAUCACAUUGAACAUAGAAAGGGUUAAAUGCUCUACAGUUUAA